UGAUCUGUGUGGUGACAUGAGGAAGAAGAACUGGGAAGAGGAUAUAGCGUAGCAGCGUCUUACACAACCCAACCCCCAUGCGUACGGUAGCUACGUCUCUGCUCUGCAGCAGUGGCAACGGUGCAUUUCAAGAGCGGACAGCUUGUUAUCUUCCCCCUCUGACUGCACUGCCUCUGCAUCCAUCCCAUUCACUCUGUUCAUCCCACUCCACCUCUUCCUCAUCCUCCCAACAACGGCAUCAUUAGGCAGGACUACAGACCGUCCGGGAUCACCAACGGCAAUCACUGGAUGCUCAGGUUUGCCCUCUCUGAAGGAGUCGUGGUGGAGAUGCUAAAUCAUCAUUACCUCCAUUAACAACCGGAUUCUAUUCUAGCUCAGGAGACAAGGAGAAGAAAAACCACCCCAAACAACGAAAAAGGAGUCUUAGAUGUUUGUGACGAUCUUUGUCGGCGCUGUUGGGUAGUUGAUUCGUUUCUUCUAUUUGCUUGAUUGUUUUUAUCUUCUCUGAGACUGGCUAGCAGGCACUGCAGCACCAGGAAGGACUGCAGGAGCCGUGAAGGGUAGGGCAUGAGGACCCAGGGGCGAGCCAGCGGAAGGGCUUGAGCUACCAUUGCUGCUGCCCCUGCUGCUGCUGAGGUGCUUAUCUUGAUUUUUUUUCUCCAGAAAGGGCGGCUGGUUGGGGUGGGUUGUGACAGUGCAGGUACUCAGGACCCUGCAGAGCGGAGUGGGUGGCUCUGGCAUAGAGGAGCCAGGCAGGGAGGCAGGACGUCCGGUGGGAAAGGAGGAGAGAAGAGAAGAAGAAGGGCUGGCUCAGGCUCGGGCCCCUGAUGGUGGCUAUUUUUAUCUCCCCUAGCUGAGUGAUUGGGGACAGCCGGUAAAGGGAAAGAUGCUUAUGGGUGCGGGACGAGACACGGCGCGGGAUGAGGCCCAGAAGCUUCACCGGAAAUGGCUGAAGCACCAGGCCUUCAUGACCGAGCUGGCCCGCAACAAAGAAUGGCUGGCCAAGAUAGAGCAGGAGGGUCAGGAACUGAUUGAUGAGAAGCCGGAGCUGCGUUCGGUGGUGCAGCAGAAGCUGGAGGAGAUCAGGGAGUGCUGGACGGACCUGGAGAGCACCACCAAGGCCAAGGCCCGGGCUCUGUUUGAGAACAACAAGCCAGAGCCGGUGGUGAAGAGCUACUCAGACCUGGACCACCAGCUCUCUGGCCUGGAGAAACAGCCCCCUCAGCUGGAGCAGGCUCACCAUCUGCCCACCUUCAAUGAGCAGCUUCAUAAAUUCCAGUCUCAGAUGGGGGACUUGUACAAGGACGUAGGGGAACUAGGGUCCCUCCAGGGGAUGUGUCUCCCCCAGCGAGGCAGCCUGGAGAAAGGCAGGGAAGGAGAAGGGGGCGAGCAGCCAGCUGUGGUGGAGACCCGCAUCGUGCGCCUCAUCGAGCCCCUGAAGGAGAGACGUCGCAUUCUGCUGGCCUCCAAGGAGAUGCAUCAGGUCGCCCAGGACCUGGAGGAAGAGAUACUGUGGAUCCAGGAGCGGCUUCCUCUGGCUUCCUCUAAGGAUUACGGCAACAACCUGCAGAGUGUUCAGCAGCAUGUCAAGAUCAACCAGACGCUGCAGAGAGAUCUGCAGGGUCGCCGGGCGCGGGUUGAGGAGGUGUUGGACCGGGCGGGGAUCAUCGCCUCUCUGCGGACCCCCGAGGUGGACUUUGUGCGCGAGGGGGCAGGGCACGUGCGUCAGCUUUGGGAGGUGCUGAGGCUAGAGGCGGAGAGGAGGACUGUGAUGCUGGAUGUGGUGCUGCAGGCCCAGCAGUAUUACAGCGAGGCGGCCAAAGUCGAGUCCUGGCUGGCAGGCCAGAAACUGCACCUCAUUAGCGAGGAGAAGGGUAUGGACGAAGCAAGUACCCUGCAGCUGCUGAAGGAGCACCUGGCCUUGGAGGCGAUGGUGGAGAACUACGCUGAGACAGUGGGCAUGCUCUCCCAGCAGUGUCAGAGGCAGCUGGAACUGGCACACCCAGACAGUGAGGGGAUCACCAAGCAGCAGUCCCACAUAGACCGUCUGUACGUGUCUCUGAAGGACAUGGUGGAGCACAGGAAGACCAAACUGGAGCAGCAGUAUUGGAUGUACCAGCUCAACAGAGAGGUGGAGGAGUUAGAAAAGUGGAUCACUGAGCGGGAGGCCGUUGCCAGCUCCACUGAGCUGGGCCAAGACCUGGAAGAUGUCACGAUGCUACAAGAAAAAUUCACCAAGUUCUGCUCAGAGACCAACAGCAUAGGCCAACAGAGGAUGGAGCAGGUGAAUAAGAUGGUGAACGAGAUGAUAGACUGCGGCCACACGGACGCGGCCACAAUCGCUGAGUGGAAGGAUGGACUGAACGAGUCAUGGGCCGACCUACUGGAGCUCAUGGAAACCCGAGGACAGAUGCUAACAGCAUCAUACCAGCUGCACAAGUUCUUCACCGACUGCAAAGAGGUCUUGGUUCAGAUUGCGGGGAAGAUGAGGCAACUACCAGAGGUGAGGGCGUGCCAAGCCAGCAUCGCCAACCCGGCCACGCUGCAGAGGCUCAUGCGCUCUUUUGAGCACGCCCUCCAGCUGCUUGUCUCACAGGUAAGGCAGCUGCAGGAGAACGCGGCCCAGCUGAGGGCCAUCUACGCCGGGGAAAAGGCAGAGGCCAUCAUGAGCAAGGAACAGGAAGUGAUGUCAGCAUGGAAGGAGUUGCUGGUUUCCUGUGAGGCCAGUCGCGUGCAGGUCACCUCGGUGACAGACAAGGUCCAGUUCUUCUCAGUGGUGCGUGAGCAUCUCAUGUGGAUGGAAGGCAUCAUGGGACAGAUUGGAGGGGACGACCCCAGGGAUUCGUCCUCUACGGAGGUGAUGAUGAAACAACAUGGUGAGCUGAAAGCCAAGAUGGACGGCCGCAGUAAGACCCUACAACAGUGUGUUGAGCUGGGAAAGAUCCUGUUGGCCACAGGCAACCCAGCAGCUGAGGAGAUAAAGGAUAAGUUGGACACACUCCUGGCUAAGCAGAAGGAUCUCUCUGAGAGAUGGGACAAACACCAGGAAAAGCUACAGCGCAAGAAGGAUCAGUUCCAGUAUGCCCAGGAGACGGUGACGGCGGAGGCCUGGCUGAAGGCCAAGGAGCCGCUAAUCAACUCUAGCUCCAACUCCAGGGAGGCUGGGGGUGCUGGAGGAGAGGCCCAGGCUCAGACUGACGAGGUGGAGCAGCUCAUCCUCCGCCACGAGGCCUUCCGUAAGGCUGCAGCUACCUGGAAGGAGCGCUUCAGCUCACUGAGACAGCUCUCCAACGCAGAGAAGCUGAGAGAAGAACAGAGCAGCAAGCCUACCCCAACACCACUCUCCAGUCGGAGGAUGUUCCCAUCAUCCUGCCUCACUCCGACCUUUCCCCUUGCUACCUCAACUCUGCUGAGGCAGACGGUCCAGCUGCAUAUUGAGCCCAGGCCCAAGCAGACUAGUCUGGGGAUGGCUGCCUCUGCCUCCACUGCAGCCCAGAGGUUGGGUUCUACCAUGGCCAGCUACACUCCUGUCAUGAAUGGCUCCAGUUACCAUGGACUGGACCAUCAGAGCAGCAGCGGGGGGUUGGAGAGUUCUAACUACCCUGGGCUAAACCAUCAGGCCUGUGGAGGUGUGGACAGCAGCUCCAGUUACCUUGGAGUGAACCAUCAGACUGCCCCCCCGCCAGUGGAUAGUUCUGGCUACCUUGGACUGAACCAUCAAAGUAGUCCAGGCUACCUACCUCAAAAUCAAAGUAGUGGGGGUAUGGGUAGUCCAGGUUACCUGCCGCAAAAUCAAAGCAGUGGGGGUAUGGGUAGUCUAGGCUACCUGCCGCAAAAUCAAAGUAGUGGGGGUACGGGUAGUCAAGGCUACCUACCGCAAAAUCAAAGUAGUGGGGGUUUGGGUAGUUCAGGCUACCUCCCGCAAAAUCAAAGUAUUGGUGGUAUAGUUAGUCCAGGCUACCUUGCGCAAAAUCAACACAGUGGAGGUAUGGGUAGCUCAGGCUACCUUGCACAAAAUCUAAGUAGUGGGAGUAUGGGUAGUUCAGGCUACCUGGCUCAAAACCAUCAAAGCAGUGGUGGUAUGGGUAGUUCAGGCUACCUGGCUCAAAACCAAGGUAGUGGGGUUAUGGGUAGUUCAGGCUUCCUUGCGCAAAACCAAUGUAGUGGAAUUAUGGGUAGUUCAGGGUACCUUGCGCAAAAUCAAAAUAGUGGUGGUAUGGGUAGCUCAGGCUACCUUGCACAAAAUCUAAGUAGUGGGGGUAUGGGUAGUUCAGGCUACAUUGCACAAAACCAUGGUAGUGGGUGUAUGGGUAGUUCAGGGUACCUUGCGCAAAUCCAAGGUAGUGGAGGUAUGGGUAGUUCUAGCUAUCUGCCACAAAGUGGUGGGGUCAUGGACCCCAAAAUGGCAUAUGCGUGGCAGCAUCUGAAAGCCGACUGCAUGCAGCCCAGGAUCAACCAUAUCCACAAGGCUGUCAACCCCCUCCUGGAGGCCAGCAGGGCACAGAGGGAACAGUUUGGGGACAUCCCCAUGGUAGACAUGAUCGGACCAGAGUCCGGCCUGGAGCUCCUCCAUGGCAGGCUUCAAAGGGACCCCCGCGGCAGCCGCUCUGACCCCCAGAUGGACCACCUGCGGCGGGAGAGGGAGUACAAGCUGGGCCGCCAGACCUCCAGCGAACAGGAGAUCCAGGCGCGGCUCAACGAGCUGCCAAUGAUCGUGCGUCAGGAGCGCUAUAGGCGACGCCUGGAGAGGCAGUCGUCCAGCGAGCAGGAGGGCAGUGGGAAGGCGAGGACACCAAGGCAGGACGACUCCAGCGACAUGGAGUCAGCCAAGGAAGGCUCUGACAAACGCUUAACAGAGAAGAGAGCCACCACCAUGGCUGAGAUUGUGGAGCAGGCCCAGGAGAGAGAGGCAGCACAAGCCAGAGGGGAGACAUACCGCCCCACCAGCAGCCUCUCAGCACCCGUGACAUACGAGCGCCCGCGCGCCCGAGACCGCCCCAAACCCCGCAGGAGACCCCGCCCCAAAGAGCUUGAGGAGAAGCGGCGCUCUCGCUCCGCUCCAGCCCAGAGUCCGGCGCAACUCUUGCCGCCCUCACACACUGCCCAUAACGAAGGCUUCCUGUACCGCAAACACGACUUUGAGGGCCAGCAAAAGAGUCCCAGCAGUAAGUCGUGGGUGAACUUGUAUUGCGUGUUGUCAAAAGGAGAGAUCAUUUUCUACAAGGACGCCAAGAGCAUCACCACACCUUACAAUGAAGAAACCCCACUCGACCUGAGCGUCUGUAUAUGUGAUAGCACCAUGGGAUACAAGAAGAAGAAAAAUGUCUUCGUUAUCAAAAAAAAUGAUGGCAAUGACUAUAUUUUCCAUGCAAAGGAUGAGGAGGACCUGAAGGCUUGGGUCACUAACAUCACCACCAGUAUAACUGAACACGAGGAGAUCGCCAAGUGGGACAAACCCACGACCUCGUCCACAGAUCCCGACCGCUCGGAGAGGAAAGAGAAGUCAGAGGGUGACGCAGAUGCCAGGUCAGAGAGAUCUGAGAUGGGAGGAGAAGAGGAGGAAGAGAGGUCUGAGAAGGGAGAGGGCUCCGAGAAGACAGGCGAGGGCUCCGAGAAGGCAGACACGUCGGAGAGGGGUGAGAUGGCAGAGGGAGGGGCAGGGGGCUCCAGCACGUCAGGGAAGAGCAAAUGAUCCCCGCUAAGUGGAGGAGUGGACUGCAUCCAACCAUCUGCCCGCUCCAUCCUAACAUUACCCUAAGACACCAGACGGUGGUGAGCAAGCGAGACGGAGGGAGAGUGUGUGCAUUUUUGUGCAUAUCUUCUCUCUCUUUCUCUCUCUCUCUCUCUAUAUCUCUCUGUCUCUCUCUCUCCCUGUGACAUCCUGAGGCUUGUGUCCUUGGACUACCUAAUGUUAACUGUGACAGACUGAUCUUUCAGCCCCUAUCCCAGGCAAAAUACAUCAAUGCUUGUAUUGCAUUUUGGCCCUUGCUGGUAGGUUGGAGGAUGGUGGAGAUGAAACAGCGCCACCGUGUGGUCACAGGCAUUCGUCACAGUCACAACUCAUUGAUAAUUUAUCUCUUGGAUUCACAGCAUCUCUCAGUAUAUAUAUAUAUAUAUAUAUAUAAUAUACCUAUGACUGACUAUGUAAUGCUCUAGAAAAACCCAAGCAAUGGUGAAUGAAAUGUCUCACAAUAUUUUGAAAAUGCUUUUUUUCUGAAGCAAUAUACUUUUUUUAUUUCUUCUCUAUGUUUGAGAGAGAGGGAAAGGAGACAAGAAACAGUUACUUAUUGUUAAUUAUAUGAUUGGUCACAUUCAUCAUCAGCUUGUUUCCAGCAGGUCAGCAGCACCUUAAACACUUUCAACACAUCUGUGUAUACUCAGCAUAUUGCCAUUUCAAACACACCUCAUCUCUAUAUCUGAGUCAUGCUGUCAUGAUGGAAUGCUGGUAUUACCUAUGUGUGUUAAUAAUGGAAUUGAUCAACACACGUGUUUCUCUUCUGAACGUUUGGAUUAAUCGUGCACAGGCCCAUGGCAUGCCAGGAAUAAAGGUGAACUAGAGUUGCCAACGUAAGCAAAACUCAAUCACCCCCAAGAGUCUAUUUGAGGAGGCCAAACAUAACCCACUUGUAGUGCCAGGCCUGUGUCUACAUCUCACUUAUUAAAUCUAACCAUCCAUGGCAUGACAUUGUAUAGUGCACCUUUUACUUUAAUGAAAAGUAAUGUUCUUCAUGGUCUUGAAGUUGACCAGUUCUGAAAUGAAUUUGGCUGUGCAAUAAUUUAAUCUAAAGUACUGUGUAUAAUGCUAACAUCGUGGUAUAAUUCUGGAAUCCUGAAGAACGUUCUAAAGGCUUCUCUUCGGGGAUCUUAAACUCUCCCCACAUGAAGUAUGGUGAUAGGAAGAUAUGUUUUAAUGACAGAGCAGAGAAAGUUCCCCACAUUACAAGCCCAAGUCAGACAUCCUUCAUGCUUCUUUCGAGUUCUAUUUGAUCUGAGACAAGAAGCAGUAUAACCUCAUUGCUGUUUUUAUUAUAUUACUGCAAUAUAUUUCAAUAAGGAUUGUAAUUGUUGCACUAGUGAAAAUACAAUAGUAACAUCAAUAUUAGAUGAACCUCAGAGUAUAUUAUUAACUACUUCUCCCUCCCUGUUUUCUUUCACUCUGAGUUGAAACCAAUAGAAAACAAUUGUCAGUCAGAGGGGAUUUAUCUAGUCGUGAAAUUGUACAUAAGCUACAUGGCCAAAGGUAUGUGGACAAAGGCUCCUGAGUGGUGCAGUGGUCUAAGGCACUGCAUCUCAGUGCUAGAAGCGUCACUACAGACCCUGGUUCAAUUCCAGGCUGUAUUACAACUGG
Molecule: messenger RNA, 7348 nt
Organism: Oncorhynchus gorbuscha (pink salmon)
Lineage: Eukaryota; Metazoa; Chordata; Actinopteri; Salmoniformes; Salmonidae
Product: spectrin beta chain, non-erythrocytic 4-like
Exons: 19
Coding region: 887-5692 (1601 amino acids)
Biological process (GO): actin cytoskeleton organization
Cellular component (GO): cell projection; plasma membrane; cortical actin cytoskeleton
Molecular function (GO): phospholipid binding; actin filament binding
Source: RefSeq, a predicted model, not a curated record